Messenger RNA from Musa acuminata AAA Group (dessert banana), 1774 nucleotides. RefSeq names its product inosine-5'-monophosphate dehydrogenase. The transcript is spliced from 4 exons. Gene Ontology annotation, biological process: GTP biosynthetic process. Bases 1 to 1539 code for a protein of 512 amino acids. The record is from RefSeq and is a predicted model, not a curated record. Gene Ontology annotation, molecular function: IMP dehydrogenase activity. NCBI's taxonomy places the organism in Eukaryota, Viridiplantae, Streptophyta, Magnoliopsida, Zingiberales, Musaceae. Gene Ontology annotation, cellular component: cytoplasm.
AUGGUACCCAAAAACCCUAGAAGCCCUAGCAGCGGCGCCAUGAACGGGUCUUGCUGUAAGCUAGAGGACGGGUUCCCGGCGUUGCAGCUUUUCGGCCAGGGCGUCUCCUACACCUAUGACGACGUCAUCCUUCUUCCUGGCUACAUCGACUUCCCCGCCGACGCCGUCGACCUCUCUACCCGCCUCUCCCGCCGCCGCCCCCUUGCCAUCCCCUGCGUCGCCUCCCCCAUGGACACCGUCUCCGAAGCCGCCAUGUCCGUCGCAAUGGCCGCCCUCGGCGGCGCCGCCAUCGUCCACUGCAACAACGCCCCCGACAGCCAGGCCGCCAUUGUCCGCGCCGCCAAGGCCCGCCGUAUCCCCUUCGCCACCGACCCCGUCUUCCUCUCCCCCUCCGACUCCGUCUCCGACUUUGGCCCUGCUGCUUACGCAAUCGUCACCGAGUCCGGGACCUCCAAGUCGAGGGUCGUGGGCGUCGUCGCCAAGUCCGAUUGGGAGGGCCUAGCGAAUAGGAAUACUCUGGUUUCCGAGUACAUGCGGCAUGCGCCAGUGUCGGCUCCGGCGAGCUACGACUUCGAAAAGGUGGCGUCUUUCCUGGCAGGCGGGGGAUUGGAGUACGCGCCGUUGGUGGCGGAAGAUGGUGAGGUCGUUGAUCUGGUCACCAAGGAAGACGUGGAGAGGAUCAAGGGAUUCCCAAGGCUGGGAGUGCCAUCCCUGGGCGUCGAUGGGAGGUUCGUUGUGGGGGCGGCAAUAGGAACCCGGGAGACCGAUAAGGAGAGGCUGGAGCAUCUGGUGAAGGCCGGGACGAAUGUGGUAGUGGUGGAUAGCUCGCAGGGUAACUCCAUAUACCAAAUCGAGAUGAUAAAGUAUGCCAAGAGUAUGUACCCGGAGUUGGAUGUCAUCGGAGGAAAUGUUGUCACAGUUGCACAGGCGCAGAAUCUGAUCAAGGUCGGGGCUGAUGGGUUGAGGGUGGGCAUGGGAUCGGGGUCCAUAUGUACCACUCAGGAGGUUUGCGCUGUGGGCAGAGGACAGGCAACAGCAGUGUAUAAGGUUGCAUCUUUUGCAAAGGAACAUGAUGUGCCUGUUAUCGCUGAUGGUGGGAUCUCGAAUUCUGGACACAUUGUGAAAGCUUUGACUCUAGGGGCUUCGACUGUUAUGAUGGGCAGUUUUUUAGCCGGUAGCAGUGAGGCGCCUGGUGUUUAUGAGUAUCUGAAUGGUCACCGAGUGAAGAAGUAUAGGGGCAUGGGUUCUUUAGAAGCAAUGACAAAGGGUAGUGAUGCACGGUACUUGGGCGACACACUAAAACUCAAGGUUGCUCAAGGAGUUGUUGGUGCUGUAGCUGACAAAGGCUCCAUAUUGAAGUUUAUCCCUUACACUAUGCAAGCCGUGAAGCAAGGAUUUCAGGAUCUUGGUGCAUCCUCUUUGCAGUCAGCUCAUGAUCUGCUACAUUCAGAGGUGCUAAGAUUCGAGGUCCGAACAGGGGCUGCACAGGUAGAGGGAGGAGUGCAUGGCUUGGUUUCAUUCGAGAAGAAGUUCUUCUGAACAUUACCACAAAAAACUCACAGAUUAUCCUGUUCGUUUGAUCCUUGGUUCAGUGAAUGCUAGAGAGGCCAAAGUUCUAAUAACAUUGACGUCUUGUACCCAAAAUCCUCUCGAGUUUUGAUUCUGCUAUCUGAUUGAAAUAAUGAAGACGCCAUUUGCUAAUGGUAAUCAUGAUAUAUUAGAGGCUAUGAUCCCUCCUAUGACCUUUCUUCAAUUCAUGCUAUUGCUUCUUAUA